Erigeron canadensis is the source of this 2134-nucleotide messenger RNA. RefSeq names its product probable LRR receptor-like serine/threonine-protein kinase At3g47570. The record is from RefSeq and is a predicted model, not a curated record. Gene Ontology annotation, molecular function: protein kinase activity; protein binding; ATP binding. NCBI's taxonomy places the organism in Eukaryota, Viridiplantae, Streptophyta, Magnoliopsida, Asterales, Asteraceae. Gene Ontology annotation, biological process: protein phosphorylation. The transcript is spliced from 2 exons. The coding region runs from base 40 to 1950 and encodes 636 amino acids.
UUAGUGUCUUUGGAUCUUUCUUAUUGCAAGUUUCAAGGAAUGCUUCCUACAUCCAUAGGUAAUCUUUCCGAUCAACUCUUCGAGCUAUAUUUGUAUGCAAAUCAGUUACAUGGAUAUAUCCCUAGAUCAAUCGGUAAUCUAGUUGGCUUGAAUCGUUUACAUUUAGCUCGGAACCAAUUCACAGGCUACAUCCCCUCAACCAUUGGUAACCUUUAUAGGCUGAAAGAUGUUCAUUUAGAUACAAACCAACUAUCAGGAAAAAUUCCUGAUGUCGUGGGGAACUUAUCAUCGCUACUUAGCCUUAAUUUAUCCUCGAACAAGUUGGAAGGAGUUAUUCCGUUAAGCCUAGGAAAUUGUCGAAGUCUAAUAGAGUUGUACUUAUAUGAUAAUAAACUUACCGGGAAAAUACCCACAAAACUUCUUCAAAUUCCUUCUCUAUCGAAAACUUUGGAUCUUUCUCGAAACAACUUAUUUGGUUCGAUUCCAAGUGAGGCUGGAGAUCUCAAGAUGUUAAGUGAACUAUACUUGUCUGAUAAUAACUUAUCAGGUAACAUCCCUAGUAACCUUGGUGGUUGUGUCAGCCUUUCAAUUUUGUCCAUCCAAGGUAACUUAUUUCAAGGUAUCAUACCGCCAUCACUAAGUUCUUUGAAAGCAUUGGUGGAAAUCGACAUGUCUCGUAAUAACUUAUCAGGCCAAAUUCCAAAAUUUCUUGAGCGGUUACAAUAUUUGAACCUUUCGUACAAUGACUUUGAGGGUGAAGUACCAACUUCUGGAGUGUUUGCCAAUGUAACAACAUUUUCCGUGUUGGGGAAUAGUAGGCUUUGUGGUGGCUUUGUUGGACUUAGGUUACCCAAAUGCAAGGAGACAAAGAAACAUAAAACAAAGUUUCUGAUGUUUGUAGUAGUCGGAGUAUUGAGUGCAUCCAUUCUUUUGACCAUCAUAUGUUUAUUAUAUGCUUGGCAGAAAAAGAAAAGUAACAACCAACUCUCUCAAACAUCAAUAAACACACGAUUCUUGAAAGUUUCAUACGAUCAACUUCUAAAGGGUACAGAUGGGUUCUCCAAGGACAACUUGAUUGGAAGGGGUGGGUUUGGUUCUGUUUAUAAAGGAAUCAUCGAAAAAGAUGGUGAGAGAGUUGUCAUUGCAGUCAAAGUUCUACAUCUUCAAUAUCGAGGGGCUCAAAGAAGCUUUAUGAGGGAGUGUGAAGCAUGGCAAAACAUUAGACACCGAAAUCUCUUGAAGAUAAUAACUUCAUGCUCAAGCAUUGAUUACCAGGGAAAUGAUUUUAAAGCUUUGGUGUAUGAGUUCAUGCCCAAUGGAAGUUUACAUGAUUGGUUGCAUCCAACAUUGAGACUGAACCUUCUUCAAAUAACAAAUAUUCUUAUGGAUGUAGCAUCUGCACUUGAUUAUCUUCACAAUUAUUGCAUACCAAGCAUUGUUCAUGGUGACGUGAAGCCUAACAACAUUCUACUUGCUGAUGACAUGGUGGCUCGUGUUGGAGACUUUGGCUUAGCUCGAUUUAUUGGAACUUCAUACGAAAACAGCUCAACUGAGAUUAGAGGAACAAUUGGUUACACUGCCCCAGAGUACGGUCUUGGAAAUGAGAUGACAACUAGCGGGGAUGUCUACAGUUUUGGAAUAUUAUUACUAGAGGCCAUAACCGGGAAAAUGCCGACUGACAACAUCUUCAAUGAAGGCUUUAGCCUUCAUAAAUUUGCUUCCAUGGCCUUGCUAGACCAUGUGAUUGAUGUUAACAUUCUAAAACAAUAUCAAGAUGAUGAAAGUUUUAUUCGAAAGAAGGAAAAAAAUGCACAGAAAAUAGAAGAAUGUUUAGCUUCGAUAGUGAAGAUUGGUGUGUCAUGCACCAUGGAUGAUCCACCCCAACGGAUGGAUAUCAAAACUGUCAUGCAGAAAUUGCAACAAGUACUAGAUACGCUUCAAAAUAUUUAGAGUACAUCUUAUGUCUUGCACUCUUGCACUUAUUCACUAUUAUGGUCUUGUUCAUUGAUCAUAAUUGAUCAUCUUAAUUAUAUUCCAGUAUAGACUGGAAGAUAUUCUAAUUCAUACAUUUGACACAUUUGUGUAUUAUUCCCUACAUAAAUCAUUUGAUUUGUGGUAUUAAUUAAGUAUUAUG